This is a messenger RNA of Racocetra persica, 355 nucleotides long. The record is from the annotation of a GenBank genome assembly. NCBI's taxonomy places the organism in Eukaryota, Fungi, Glomeromycota, Glomeromycetes, Diversisporales, Gigasporaceae.
CAUUGUUAUAGAACCUCAAGAAAGUUUAGAAUCAGAAUUUCAAAGAAGUAUAAGUGUAGAAUUUCAUGAUAGUGCGGAUGUAGAAUUUCACGAUAGUAGAAAUGUAGAAUUUCAUGAUAGUACAGAUGUAGAAUUUUAUGAUAAUGCGGAUGUAGAAUUUCACGAUAGUAUAGAUAUAGAAUUUCAUGAUAUUAUGGAUAUAGAAUUUCACGAUAGUAUCGGUAUAGAAUUUGACGAUAAUACGUAUGUAGAAUUUCAAGAUAUUAUGGAUGUAGAUCCUCAAGGAAGUAUGGAUCUAGAAUCUGAGUUAGAAAAGCUAGUUCAUAUUAAUAUUGGUGAUAUAUUUAUUUUGUAG